Molecule: messenger RNA, 3560 nt
Organism: Nanorana parkeri
Lineage: Eukaryota; Metazoa; Chordata; Amphibia; Anura; Dicroglossidae
Gene: PWWP2A
Product: PWWP domain containing 2A
Exons: 3
Coding region: 25-2982 (985 amino acids)
Cellular component (GO): nucleus
Molecular function (GO): chromatin binding; histone binding
Source: RefSeq, a predicted model, not a curated record
CAGGGGGAUUGCUCAGCAGAGGUGAUGGACAUACAAGGACCAAUUUGUGAAGAGGUAUUGGAGGUAGAGUCUGAACCUAUGGAGGUGGUUCACGAACAUGAGCCAGCUCCUGAGGUUGUGUGCCGGUUACAACAGCCUGUCUUGGAAGUGAUGCAGGACCCUGUCCCUGAAGUUGUGCCACUUAUGGAGGCCUCUAGUCAUGCGGUGCAAGAGCCCAUCUCAGAGUUAACACUUCACGGUCCAGAGCCUGCCUUUACUGUGGUGAGCUCCGAGCUUGAUGUGGUUAUGCAUUUGCCAGAAAAAAAUCACAUAGAAUGCAUCGUCCCUGGAUCAGUAACACAUCUGUCAGAUUCUGUCCUUGAGAUUAGAGAUAGUGAUGCCGUUGCCAAGACAGUAGAGACAGUAUUCAAUUCACUCCAUGAACCUAGCAGAGAAAGCCUUGAUCUUUCUGAGGCUGAGAUGGAGUGUGUGCCUGAACCAUUACAUAACACAAUACAGCAUGAUCUGAACACAGUCUCUGGAGAGGAAAAAAUGCUUGCUUUAGGUGUUGCUGAAAUAAACCAAGAUGCGCAUCCUGUAGCUGAGCAAUGUACUGAACUUGGGGUGGAAGUAAAGCUUUUCUUACAACCAGUCUUAAAGACGUUCGAGGAAGGGCCAAAUACCAAGGACUUAAGUAGUGGUUUUCCUUUAGUAUCUCAUGAAACGGAGUUGAGAACACAGGAGACCUCCCUGCAUGUAAAUUCUCUUUUGGAACCUGGGAACAUUCAAACGCCCGAUAAAGUGGCUCUUGUGGAAACAGAGACUCGGGCAGACGGUGCUGUCACCACGGAACUCAAAACUUUGGAAAAAGAGCUGGACUCCAACUGCAUUCAUUUUGAUACUGAGCCUAGCAUAGAACACGAUUCUGAAUGCACAGAAAUGGCAUCCAUUGCCGGUGAUGUUGAACGUGAUCCGUUUUAUAGGGACGCUGACAAAGAACAUAAAUGUGUAGAUUUAACGGAUCUUAACACGGUCUCUGAUCCCGAAAUAGGCCAGCAGCAGGUAUCCGGGAUUGCUUCUGAUGCUGCACAGAUAAAUGACUGUAGUGACUGGUGUCUGGAGGAGCCCACGCCUUCCCCAAUUGAUCCUGGCAUGGAGGCAUGUUCAGACAAUCAUGAUCAAUGCAAAAGUCCUCUUGCUGUACAGGAGCAAAUUGUUGCUGAUGGUGGCAUUCAUGAUCUCUCACCUGGUUCAGAAGUUCAGGUUACGCUUGACCACAUCAUUCAGGAUGCGUUGGUUGUUUCCUUCCGCCACGGAGACAGAAUCUUCUCAGGGGUUCUAAUGGAUCUGUCUAAAAGGUUUGGACCUCAUGGAAUCCCUGUAACAGUUCAUCCUAAACGUGAAUACAAAAACAAACCAGAGGAACCUAUCCAGGUAGAAAGCACAUCAUUCCAGGAAGACCCGCAAAAAGAAAUGAAUCAAAACGGAACAGCAGAUACUCCUCCCGUCCAAUCCAGUGAGCCCUGUGGAGUUAAUAACCUGUGGACUUCAAAGCCUCCUCCACUUUUUCAUGAAGGAGCUCCUUACCCCCCUCCUUUGUUUAUCAGGGACACUUAUAACCAGUCAAUACCUCAACCUCCACCACGUAAAAUCAAGAGACUCAAAAAGAAAAUCUACAGGGAAGAACCCACUUCGAUAAUGAAUGCUAUUAAGCUAAGGCCUAGGCAGGUAUUAUGCGACAAAUGUAAAAAUGUUGUGGCAGAUAAGAAGGAGGUCAGGAAGACUGGGACUGACUCUUUUAAACUAGAAGAAGGAAAGCGGAGGAGGCAUGAAAGUGUAACUACUGUGAAUAAAAAACUUAAAACUGAUCACAAGGUAAAUGGAAAAAGUCAGACGCGGAAUUCAGUGGCCAAGGUCACAAAUCUCAGCCACGGCCGAGGAAAAGUGGUCAAAGUGGCUUCUCAAUCGCAUACCACGAAAGCCCAGCUGCACACGAAAAAAGUACUGCAGAGCAAAAAUAUGGAUCAUGCAAAGGCACGGGAAGUAUUAAAAAUGGCCAAAGAAAAGGCACAGAAAAAACAAAAGGAAGCCUCUUCCUCGAAAAAUGCCCACAGUAAAGUCCACUUUACACGGCGCCUUCAGAACACAAGCUCAGGGACUCUUCCACCAAGACUACGUAUAAAACCUCAAAGGUACCGCAAUGAGGAGAACGACUCUUCGCUCAAGAUCGGACUUGACAGUUUGCGAAGCAGCAAGAUGGGUAUCAAGCCCCAGACCCGCUACACUGCCACCCGUUCAGCAGGUGAGGAACCUUCAAAUGGCCCUCAAGAGGCCAGCAGCGAUAUUCAGAACACAAGUGUCUGUGUACCGCCUCCUGGCGAACAGGAUGAGCAGCAAGCACUGAGCAAGCGAGGCAGCAAAAGCAAUAUUACAGUUUACAUGACCCUAAAUCAAAAGAAAGCCGACUCUUCCAGUGCUUCAGUGUGUAGUAGUGCUAGUACAGAUGAUUUGAAAUCCAUCCACUCUGAGUGUAGCUCUACUGAAAACUUUGAUUUCCCCCCAGGCAGCAUGCAUGCACCUUCUUCAUCAUCUUCCUCCUCUUCAAAAGAAGAGAAAAAGUUGAGCAAUUCCUUGAAAAUAAAGGUGUAUUCCAAAAAUGUCUCUAAAUGCGUGACCCCUGAUGGCAGGACCAUAUGUGUUGGGGACAUCGUAUGGGCCAAGAUAUAUGGCUUCCCUUGGUGGCCUGCCCGUAUUCUCACCAUAACUGUCAGCCGAAAAGAUAAUGGCCUGAUGAUGCGGCAGGAGGCCCGCAUAUCAUGGUUUGGGUCCCCCACCACCUCCUUCCUUGCUUUGACACAGCUGUCCCCCUUUUUAGAAAACUUCCAGUCCCGAUUUAACAAGAAGAGAAAAGGUCUUUACCGCAAGGCCAUCACAGAGGCAGCCAAAGCUGCCAAGCAGCUCACUCCAGAAGUGCGGGCCCUUCUGACCCAAUUUGAAACGUGAUCCCUGCCACACACAUAAGCCAAUACACACUAGAAGCUGCGCGCUGAUUCUCACAACGGCAAGGUCCAGUGGAAUUUUUCUAUGGUACAUGUAAAGGAAAAAAAAAAAGACAUUGUUUUUGUGUCUGUUUGGAAAGUGUGAAGUAUAAAACAAAAAUGAGCUGUGAAAAAAGUAUAACUUAUACAGAUUAAUUCUAUUGUAAAUUUUAUUUAAAACAAACAAAAAAAAAAGAUAGCGCUAAGAAAAUAUUGCAAAACCGAACGCAUGAGUCUAAAAAUUUCGUUGAGAACCAUGUUCACCAAACUGACAUUUUCACAUUUCUUCAACUUCUUUUUUUUUUUUUUUUCUUCCAAAGAACAUUUUAUGACGUUUUAAUGAGUUGUGACUGCAAUUUGUUUCUUUCUAUUUAAUUUGUGAAGUUGUGAAUUUUUGUUGUGUGUGCAAUUUACCAGUGUUAGGUGCAGUUGAAAGCAACUGGACCAGGGAUAACCCGACACAAUGAAGAAUAUGGGACCAAGAUAUUUACGGCAAGGUCUUCGGACUACGUCAACCUGCACUGGAACUUUAAUACUUGUUGG